This is a messenger RNA of Nycticebus coucang (slow loris), 3192 nucleotides long. It is a transcript of the gene ARMH4, whose product is annotated as armadillo like helical domain containing 4. The record is from RefSeq and is a predicted model, not a curated record. Lineage: Eukaryota; Metazoa; Chordata; Mammalia; Primates; Lorisidae. The transcript is spliced from 9 exons. The coding region runs from base 243 to 2534 and encodes 763 amino acids.
ACCAUGUGAAACAUCCAUCCCACCAUCUCGGUGUCUUUCUAUUUGAUGGCAGAACUAUGAGAAGAAGAAGGCACAUAGAGGCAGCAGGCCAAAUUCAGGGACCUGUGACCUGGCUAUGACCUGGAUGCCCACGGGUUCACCUACAGCAGAGUGAUAACUGAUGUCCAGGGUGUCCACAUACCUCGGACUCCAUUACUGGAAUUGUCAACUCUGCCAAUUUCCUUGCACAUUUCUCCUCCACUAUGAGCAGACCAGUCACACUGCACACUUGUCUGGCUUUCUGUGGCCUUCUGCUUCUCAACUUUGCAGCACGAUGUCUGGCCUUUCCCCAAACAGAAAGGAGUGAGAUAGCGUAUGUUCCUGCAGAGGAAGGGCAGUUUGAGAAGAUGAACGCAGAUGACCUAGAGAACAGCUCCAUUACCUCAAAGCAGGUGCCUCACAUGGUGGUCUCUGAAGGUCCACUGCCGUCCGCAGGGCCAUCAGCCGUGCCAUCAAGUCAAGUGUUCUUGAUUAACAAAGAAACCCCUCCUGGAGGAGCCGGGCUCCUGCCUUAUGCUGCUACUGCGCCAGCAGGCCCAGCAGGUGAAGACGUGUUUGGUUCCAGCCAGCCAGAGAGAAUGUCUCCGGAAAUUAGACCUUUCAAGGCUGUGUUCACCACUGCUGUCGCUGCAACUGCUUCUCUGCAUAGUGAUGGAAAGGAGGAGGGCCGCAGGAGGACCAGCAUGCAGCCCACUGCAGAAGGGGCCACAGAAGCAACACUGAGCCAUGUGGAUGACCAGUUAUUUGCAACUGAAAGUCAGGAAGGAGUUAGUCUGGGACACUCAUCUUCAUCCCAUGUGAAUGCUAAAGAAAUGCUGACCGCCUGGCUGAGGCCUGAGGAAUCUGAAGCAUCCCCAGACCACAGAAAAACGUCUUUUCCUGGUACGGGGUCCACAGCAGGCCCUGAGCCUGAGAGCCUCACACCUGAUAAGGAGAAGCUUGUGCAGAUGACAGCUGACGAUACCCAGGUGACUUCUACCAGGCAAUCAUUCAUGACUUCUGAGCAUACACUGAGUGUCCAGCCGGAAACUGAUAGUCUGCUGGGAGCCCCACAAGUCACACUGAGUGUCAGCACAGCUGUCUCAACUGCUAUUGUCUUAAGUGAUGAGUGGGAUGACACCAAAUUAAAGAGUGUAGGCCAAAUAAAGACCUCAAAGCUUGGAGACAGUGCAGGGGCUCAGGUGAGAGUGGAAAUGUCUCCGACAGCACAGGCACGCCAUGAGGGGCUGGAAGGGGGCUGGCCUCCGACAGAGGCUGCGCACGUGGCUCUGGGGCUGGCCAGAGGGGAAGCACACAUGGGGACAGUCCUGGUAACAGCACAAGGGGAUGAGCUGUCUCCUGCCUUCACCCAUCAGAGUUCCUUUCCCCCCACAAGCCUGAUGGAAGACACAACAGUUUCUGUUGUGAACCUGUUCCAAAGUACGGGAGACUUCACGGAAUCCAUCAAGGAAAAGGAUGCUGGGUCUUCCUUAGAGACCACUGUUUCCAUCUCAGAGUAUGAGUCCGAGGCAUAUCAACUGUUGGGAAAUACAUCAAAAGACAUUAUCACUCAAGAGAUGACAACAGCUGUUCAAGAACCAGAAGCCACUUUGUCCUUGGUGACACAAGAGCAGGUCGCUCUCCUUGAGGUUACUGGAGACAGUGGCAAGACAGAGGCUGGAGAAGAGCUGCCCACUCCUGUGUCCAGGGAACCUGGUGUUACUCAGCUGUCAAGAAAAAGGGAGCCUCUGGCCACUGCGGUUUCAACUACAGCUGCCCCUUUGUCUGUGGAAGUGACUCCUGCUGUGGAAGACCUCAUGGACACAGUCACAGGACCAGGUGAGGAGUUGACACCAGUUCUGGGUUCUCCGGUAACGCCCCCAGGAAUGACGGUGGAGACACCCCACCUUUCCCCGAUGCUGCCCGCUUCAGAGGUGUCCUCUGAGAAGGGAACUGUCUGGCCAUCCAUUAGCCACGUCAACACAGCCGCCUCUUAUGGCUUGGACCAGCUCGAAUCUGAAGAGGGAGAGGAAGAUGAGGAUGAAGAGGAUGAAGAAGAUGAAGAUGAAGAGGAGGAGGAUGAGGAGGAAGACGAGGAGGAUAAAGAUGGGGACUCCCUGGGUGAGGGUUUGGACGGUGCUGCGGAGCUGCUGGGGUUCACGCUCCCUGGCGUCACAUCCCAGGAGCCUGACACCGAGCAGGGGAGCGUGGGCCUGCUGGAGGGAGCCACCUACCAGGUGCCAGACGCCAUCGAGUGGGAGCAGCAGAACCAAGGCCUGGUGAGAAGCUGGAUGGAAAAAUUAAAAGACAAGGCUGGUUACGUGUCGGGGAUGCUGGUGCCCGUGGGGGUUGGCAUAGCCGGUGCCUUGUUCAUCUUGGGAGCGCUGUACAGCAUUAAGGCUAUGAAUCGUCGAAGGAGAAAUGGCUUCAAAAGACAUAAAAGAAAGCAGAGAGAAUUCAACAGCAUGCAAGAUCGAGUAAUGCUCUUAGCCGACAGCUCUGAAGAUGAAUUUUGAAUCAGAUGGAAGUUUAAUUGGGAUGUUCAACAGUGUUAUUACUUUAUUUUUUAUUUUGGAGCAAAAAUAAAAAUGAAUGACAUCCUGCCACAAUGCUGCUCUCAGGCUGUUGGUCCUAGAAUCUGCUUGGUAGUAGAUUUCUCUAGCACUGAGCAGAAAAGGCAUGCUGCAUCCUACACAUCACCUGCAGUGUCUGGCUUUACCAUGUGGUGCAUUUCCUGCGACCGUGGGCUGCAGGUGAUGGAGGUGCAGUGAACAUGCUGCUGGGUAGGCACUGCUAGGUUAAGUAGAGAAAACAUUUUGUGUUUUUCCACUUGUGUAUUUUUCCUUGGUUUGUAUUAUGUGCAUUCAGUAUAACGAUUGUCGCUGCCAAGCCAUGCUGGACUUUGAAAUAGAAAUCUUAAAACAGAGUAACUUCUCGUGAUUGCAGUCCGCACACGGGAGACCACAGGCCUGUUGGCAAUGGUAGAGACGGCAUUUGCAUCCAAACUAGCAGCAGCUUGGCAUGAAAUCUUGUUGGUCAAGAAGAUGUCUCUGCACACUAGGGUUACGUAGAUUUGUAUGUAGUACUUGCCUUAUGUACUUCAGUCUCCUAGUUUUAUUAUUUUUCACUGUGUGUUUUAUUUUUAUUCUUGGCAAAGAAAAAAUGUACCACAAA